AUGGAUUGUGAAAUAGAGGCUUUGGAGAAGAAUUGCACUUGGGAACUAACUACCUUACCUGCAGGAAAGAAAGCAAUUGGUUGCAAAUGGAUUUAUAAAAUUAAGAGAAAGGCUGAUGGCACGGUGGAUAGAUUUAAGGCUAGGUUAGUUGCCAAGUGUUACAAUCAAAUUGAAGGGGUUGAUUACUUUGAUAUUUUUUCCCCGGUGGCAAAGUUGGUGACAGUUAGAAUUUUUAUUUGCAUGGCCACUUUAAGAAACUGGAAAUUGUUUCAAGUAGAUGUGAACAAUGCGUUUUUGCAUGGAUUUCUUCAUGAAGAGGUAUAUAUGCAUCCACCUUUGGGGUAUAAGAAAGCUGAAAAGGGGCAGGUAUGUAAACUCAAAAGGAGCCUUUAUGGUCUUAAGCAGGCGUCCCGGGAAUGGAACACUGAACUUUGUAAGAAACUUGCAUUAUUUGGUCUCACUCAAUCAGCCUUUGAUCAUUGCCUAUUUACCAUGGAGUCAGAUGGAGAGUUUCUUGCUGUCCUCAUAUAUGUUGAUGAUGUGUUGUUAACUGGUUCUAGUAUUACAUUGAUCGAUCAGUUCAAACUCUUUUUAGAUCAAGAGUUCUCUAUCAAAGACAUGGGGCUUGCCAAAUAUUUUUUAGGGGUUGAACUUCACUCAAGUACUGAGGGUACUUUGCUUUGUCAGCACAAAUAUGUUUUGGAUUUGCUCGGUGAUAUGCAUAUGCUUGAUUGCUCCCCAGCAGCUACACCUCUCCCUCAUGGCAUGAAAUUGCAAGUUGUUGAUGGUGAUCUUCUUCUACAGCCUGACCUUUAUAGGCGCCUCAUUGGCCGACUACUUUACUUGAAUUUGACACGACCUGACAUCACUUACGCCACACAACAACUAAGCCAAUUUGUCACAGCCCCUUGCAGCUCUCAUUGGAAAGCCGCCAUGCAUGUGCUUCGCUACCUUCGCGGCACACCUUCACUUGGUCUUUUCUACCCUGCUACAUCAUCUUUUAAUUUGGAGGCUUACAGUGAUGCGGAUUGGGCCGCAUGUAAAGACACUCGUCGUUCCAUAACAGGUUAUUGCAUGACUCUUGGAGGCUGCUUGAUCUCAUGGAAGAGCAAAAAACAACAAACUAUCUCCAAGUCCUCGGCUGAAGCCGAAUAUCGAGCUUUAAGCUCCACAGUUUCUGAGCUUUUGUGGAUUUCCUAUAUAGCUAAGGAUCUUCUCAUUCCCAUUUCUUUGCCGAUCCCUUUGUGGUGUGACAACAAGGCAGCCCUACAUAUUACGGCCAAUCCCGUUUUUCAUGAACGCACCAAACACUUAGAGAUCGACUGUCAUUUGGUGCGAAAUAAGUUCAAGGAUGGCUUUGUUCGCCCGUGUUAUGUGUCUUCCAAACUUCAACUCGCGGAUAUUUUUACUAAGGUGCUCACUGGGGGCCAGUUUCACUUGCUAGCGUCCAAGUUGGGACUUUCUCUCGCCGAUCGAAGUCCCACUUGA
Molecule: messenger RNA, 1488 nt
Organism: Striga hermonthica
Lineage: Eukaryota; Viridiplantae; Streptophyta; Magnoliopsida; Lamiales; Orobanchaceae
Source: the annotation of a GenBank genome assembly